Gigantopelta aegis is the source of this 6198-nucleotide messenger RNA. RefSeq lists its product as uncharacterized. The coding region runs from base 1551 to 5822 and encodes 1423 amino acids. Gene Ontology annotation, biological process: regulation of DNA-templated transcription; chromatin remodeling. NCBI's taxonomy places the organism in Eukaryota, Metazoa, Mollusca, Gastropoda, Neomphalida, Peltospiridae. The transcript is spliced from 6 exons. The record is from RefSeq and is a predicted model, not a curated record. Gene Ontology annotation, cellular component: nucleus; chromatin.
UAUUCAGUGCACCAAACAACGAUCUGUAUUGUAGUUGCAUUCGUAUUCAUCACUAACUGAACCGAAUACACAAAUACAUAUAUAUAUUAUAUAUGUAAUGCUAACUGUACAAUUAAUAUUUCUAAUUCAAACUACCAAAAUGCAAUACUGAUUCAAUUGUUUUGAUAAUGCCCGGACCUGUUUUGUAUUCAGGCCCCAGGACAUCAAAUUUGAUAGGAAACACUUUUUUGUUCUAAACCUGUAAUAACUGGAACCCGCCGACAACUGUAUUUUGGUAAUCACAGUAAUUAUAGUGGAUUAUGCAGAGAUAAUUUUUUUUUUUUUUUUUAGAUUUAUCCUGAAUUUCAGGUUUUUAUUAGUAUUUUCUGCUGAUGGUGCAAAAUGUUCAAUAUUCUCCAAAACACAGUAUGGUUUCGGCUAAUGCUUCACAUCCAGAAUUAGAGAACCAAUUUAGACUUGUGAAACCCUUACCCAAGGGCUAAUCUCAGUACCCAACUAUCAACAUUAAAAUAUCUGUAUUUUAUGUUUUGUUGUGGAAACCGACUUCCUACACUGAUUAUGUUCCAUGAUGAAUAACAGAUUUUCGGUUCCGUGAUUUUGCCGGCAUGUUACCAAUAUUCUACCAGAAACGAUUGUUUUGUGGAAUCAUGAAGCAUGUCUUUACUGUUCUUUAUGCACAGAACUUCUUAAGAUCCUGUUACGUACAGUACAUAAAACAUGAUUUUAAAAUUAAUCUGUUCCAUUUGUGCUAUGAUUUUGAUAUAUAUCAGUUUUAAAUCUAAAUCUUGAAUGGCAAAGCAUAAUGGCACAUGACUGUGUACUGGAUUUAAAUCGGUCCUCAAGUGCUAUAGACAGUUCAGGAGUAAAACAGUUGAUAGGAAUCAUUAAUCUCAACACACACCACACUCUUUUUUGUUAUAUUUACAAAUUUUCUGGUGUCACAUUUAUGGACAUGGUGGAUGUGCAUAUUAGAGACUAUCACUUGAUGAACAUUUAUACUAAAUAUAAGGAACUGAAAAACCCCACAUUUAAAAAAAUUAAAACAAAGUCCAAAAUGUUAUUGAAUUUACAGACACAGUUGAAGCAAGUAUUCGUAAACAUUGGGGUUGGGGCCGAUUGACUACUAACAAUUAGAUCAAUUUUCAACCAAACAACCCAGAUGGUUGGACAUCCAUAUGAUCCAUAUAGAAAAUGUUGUUUUAAUGUCUUGCCUUGCUUCCAUCUGUUUCUAAAUAAUAAAGUAAAUCAGAAUGGGAAACAAAUGAGGCAGAUGCUUAGAGCUUCAUUUUUUAUUGAUUCACAUUUUGCAUGGCAUGUGGGUUCAGUGUUAAUUGUAUUUGCACAUAUGCCUACAUGAUUUGUUGCAGGAAGAAGUUUCCAAGGAUGAGGUACCAGAGUGUAAAGAUAGAUGUCCUGGAUGUAAUAAGGUUUAUGACCCAGAAGUUGAAGAUCAUGUCCAGUGUACAAAACUUUCCUGUGGACAUUCAUUGUGUGCAAAGUGUAUAGAGGUGCAGUGGUGCAAUUCUGCCAGCAAUGAUGCUGAAGUUGUAAUGUGUGAAGUCUGUCAAGUUGCUGUUAAAAUUUCUCAUGACUUGGAUUCAAAUGUAGACAAGAACGAUGCUGCAGGAUCCUUAAAACUGGAAAUGUCUGCUUUUCUUCAAAAACAGAUAAAUAAAGCUCUACUGGACACCGAGCAGACAUUGCCACAGAAUGUUCAAACCUUUGACAAAAUCCACUCUGUCAGUUUUUCACCAAAUAUUCAGAGACCUCAGGGAUUACCAACUCCGGUCAGACAGACCCAGUUGUCACGAUCAGAACUAUUCAGCUGUAUACAAGGUGAAGAUUCUUCCUUGGCUUCCAAGUCACCUCAAAUUGAGCUUGGAGAUGAAUUCCUCAAAUUCAUGGCACAGCAAGAUGAAGAGCAUUUAGAACAGCUACUAUACACACUUGGGUGUUCCCCAAUCAAAGCUAGUACUGCUUCACUGAAAGCACAGAGACUGCCGUCAGCUUGUCCUUGUCAUUCAACCUCUCUAGACUGUCCACAGUGUCUGUUAUCUGAGUCUCCAACACAUCCCAAUAUUGGACAUUCUCGACAUACUCGACAUCUCAGGAAUUUAGGAAUGUCAUUAUGUGGAACACAAAAGAAGACUGAGAAAUCCAGAUCUGGUGGUAGGCAUGCUUCAAAACAUGCUGAUUGUUCAACUCAUCAUCAUAGAGCCUCUUCAAAAUAUUCAAAAUAUAAAGCCUUCUCCAGAUCAUUGAAAUUUGAUACCCAAAAUCUGGAAACUUUGUCGGCAGUUGCUUCAAUUCAAGGUGAUUUGGAUUCUUCCAUGGCUGAAAGUCUGCUUCAGCCACCACAAAAGCAAUCAAAUAAGAAAGAUGCCUCAAAUAAGCCAAAAGCUAAAAGAAAAAGCUACACUUUGCCUCAUAAAUCAGACCAGCAGUCUGAAGUGAAACCAGAUACAAGAUGUGUCCAUGUUUUACCACAAACCAGUGGUUCUGAUUCUGAAACUAACUCUUGUGAUAGCUUAACUACAGAAUCCAAGUUUGGAGUGCUAAAGAAGCAAGUCAUGCCAGAUGGUAGUAACAUUGAACACUUGUUCUUGGUUCCUACCGACUGGCUUUCCAACAAAGUGGAAGUUAAAAUGGUUCCUUCGGAAUCUGCACCUCAGCAGGAACAAGUCAUGCUAGACCAGGGCAUGCUUGAUGAUAGUGAGGUGUAUGGAACCCAUAACUUGCAUUCAAAUGCUACAUCUGUAUCUGAGAACUAUGAUCAAGUUAUUCAAACAAGUUGUGAAGGGCAUGUGUUGGAGGUAGGUCAACCAAGUUUAGACUGUAAUAAAGCCACUGAUAAUUUUAAAGUACUCUGCACAAAAGUAGCUACAGAUGAAACUGACAUGGAAUAUGAAAGAACCGAUUUAAGGGCUUUAGAAAAUGACACAAAUAUUGUGUCAAAUACUAGCGAUGUGUCAAAAGUUGAUCUGUUACCAAAUGACAAAAUAGCCUCUAGACCGGAUGUUGACCCAGAUGUAACAUGCAAACAACAGAUGCCUACACAAAACAGUGACACCAUCAAAGAAUUAAAAACCAAAGACACUGAAUCAUCUGACCAGUUAUCUGAGUAUGAUGGUGUUCUAGUAAGUGGAAAUGAACCCUGUGUUAUUUUAAUGACAAAAAAUCUGGACUGUAUUGACGAAACUGUACUGACCAAUAAACCAAUGCACCAGGGUCCAUUUGUUAAUGAUUUAAAGUCUGCAUCAAGUUCAGACGAGCGUUUACAUGUUCAUAAAUCACAGGGACAGUCUUCAUUAACUGAAGAAACCACUGAAGAUAAAAGUAGCAGUUCAUGUGCCAUUGAUAUUGCUAUGUCAAAGGCAGGUUUAUCAACUGGUAGUAACACUGAAGCUAAGAUGGGAAAAGCUCUUGCUGUCAGGGAUCAACCGAAAGCUGGCAUUUUAGUAACAGACAAAGAUUUGAAGUUUAGUGAAGCUUUGAAAUCUCCAUCCAGAGAUCAAAGUAGAGUCGUGAAUUCCAUUAAUGUAUCAGGAUGUAAAACUGGAGUACCUUAUAACAGUUUUACUACUAGAGUAUUGUCAAACUAUUCUGAUGGAUCAAGUGCAUCAAAUUCAUGCAGUGCAUCAAAUUCAUACACAAGCUGUGAAAGUGAUUUUUGUUGUCCUCCAUUUGAGAAAGUAAAUUUAGUUAACAUGAAACUCCCAGGUGACACCAAUUCCCUAGCUUCUGCAAAAAGGUCAAAUAAGGUAGCUUUAUCAUUGGACCAUGCUGUAAGUAAAGAUGAUCAGCGAUGGAAGAAGUGGAGAUUACUGGUGGGAGAUGAAAAUGUUGAAUAUACAAAUCGAGCUGCACAAAAAUCUGCAUCAUCAAAUGCAUCAUGUGAAUCCCAUUCUCACUUCAGUGACCCAUCCAGAGCUCAUGCUCAAAAUAUGCAGUGUUUCUAUCAUAGGCUUCAUCCAGAAUUCCUUUUGAAGGAAUUGGAAAAGUUGGUUUCUAGUACAAAUUCAAAAUUAGAACUGACAGUACUACUCCAGAAGUUGUCAGAACUGCAUGAAAUAAUCAAUCUGAGAAGUUCUGGUAAUGCCCAGAUGGUCUUCAAUGAAUCACUGAUUUCUUGUGAAUCGGAAAAGGAACUGUUUUAUGGCAUCAUGAUGGCUGCUGCAUCAGUAAUUUCCUUUGUGAAGGCAUACCAAGUCACUGUGAAAAGUGAAGGGAAAAUUAACCAAAAUUGUUUUGGACUAAUCAGUUUCUUUGAUAAAAUAAUCAGACAUGGCGUCAUCCUUAUUACAAAGAUGCUGUUUGGAUAUAAUCACCUUCUGUAUACUCACCAAGAGAAAUGUGCAGCUGUACAAAACAUGAACAUGAAUUCUCCACAACAACUGGUAAACCAGAGAGAUAACACAACAGUUAUUUCAAACAGUAUACCAUGUGGUCAUGAAGAGAUGACACAUGUUAGCAACCAACAUUCAGUUGCAAAGUUUCAAAAAGUCAUUGCUUAUAUAAGGGAGCUGCAGCGAGCACAAAACAGUAGCAAUACAAGGUGUGAAAAUUCAUCUGAGGAACUGACAAAUACUGAAAUGAUGUCAGGCAACCAAACAUAUGCAUUUGUGAGUUCUGCAGAAUCAAGUCAUAGUGGUCCUGACAAAUCUGAGAACCCUUUUCAUGACAAUGAAAUGAAUACACAGACAGCAAAUUACAGCAGUCAGAUACAGAGAGGCCCCGAAUGUUCUGUGAAAUGUACUGAAUAUCACAAAGCCUCUCGCCUAGAAAACCAUGCUGAGGUAAAGACAAAUGACUGUGAUGAAGAGGAAAAGGUUAUAGGCAUAGUCUCUGAUGUUGCCCUGAAUGUGGAAGUUGGCAAUGCCACAGCAAGUUCACCAGAUGAAUACCAGUCUGAUGAUUCUCAUAUUCCUUUAAAAAACAUGUCAACCCUCACAGCUACCUUAUCCACUGGUAGUUUAAAGGAUCAAUGCCAGUCUUCUGCCGUAUUCAAAAAAGAAGCUAACAAAACAAAGUCUAGAAAAUCACGCACUUCAAAAAGGUUGAAACCAACUCCUCAAGAUAAAAAAUCAAGUAAAUGUGAAUUCUCACAAAGUAGUAUUCCUUGUCCUGGAGCAUCACAAGGGAAAAAAGGGAAAAAAGAAAAAGUAUCGAAGGCAAAUGCACAAGGCAAGUCUGCACCUUCCAGAACUCAGAAAAGUAUUCCUGAAUCCAAUGAAAGGAAAAGACAACAUCCAGAAGAUUCGGCUGGUGACUGUGAUGAAUCUUCUUCAAGCAAGAAAUCUGCAAACAAAACAACAGAAGUCAGAAAAGUAAACAAUAGUAACAAGAAAAGUAAAGUAACAAACAAGACUCAAUCAUCAAAGAAGAAAUCAUCCACGAGGAAAACGUGUACAAGGAAAAGAAAAAAAUCUCAGUUUUCUGUAAAUCUCUACAGUUCAUCAUCAGAGGAAGUCAUUCGACCACCAAGAAGACGAGGUUUCCAACACACAGAUACAUGCUACAAGAUCUUCACCACUGUGUUCAAUCACAAGCGAAGUGACGAGUUCUGCAAUGAGAUUCUCUCUGAACACAAGCCAGACUAUUACAAGGUGGUCAAACGUGGCAUGUGGCUUAACUUAAUUGCUCAAAAACUUCGACAAGGGAUUUAUGAAACCCUUGAGGAAUUUGUUGAUGAUUUUAGACUUGUCUUCAAGAACUGUAGAUCCUAUUAUCCGCCAGAUUCAUACACCUAUGAAUCAGGUGAAAUAUGCAGUCAGCUAUUUGAGCAGCAGAUGAAAGAAGCAUUCCCUGAAAAGAGUUUCUGAGGUACUGGACAUUGAUAUGUUUUGCCAACCAGACUGGUCUUCAUACCAUAGAUGCACAUCUUAUUACAUCAUACAUCAUCAAAACCAAAUUGAAUAGGUAUUGCUACUAGAACUAUUAGGUUUUUUUUUUAAUGAAUUAGAAAGCUUAUAUUCAGCUUCCAAUAUGCAAAUGUCUAAUAUUUACUUGAUAUAAGCAUAACCUUGUUUUGUAUGCAACAGCAACUACCUAUCUGUAUGUCAGAAAUUACUUAACAUAUACUGAACAAAAUAAGAAACUUCCGCUAACUUUGCUUGAACAUAACUCGAUGAAAACAAACCGGGGGAAUAAUUGUUAUGUAUGCGUUUAAAGAGUGUUCAAUGAUGCAUCGUUUGGUGC